This is a messenger RNA of Brugia pahangi, 849 nucleotides long. The record is from the annotation of a GenBank genome assembly. NCBI's taxonomy places the organism in Eukaryota, Metazoa, Nematoda, Chromadorea, Rhabditida, Onchocercidae.
AUGGCUCAUCCAGGUGACGCAACUAUUCCAGUUCCAUACAUUUCAAAACUUGGUGCUAAAUUGCAGCCUGGUCAAACACUUGUCAUUCACGGUAGUAUCGAAAAUGAUGCAUCUGAAUUUGAAGUGAAUUUGUUAAAUGGCUCACCAAAUAUCGAAUCAUCAAAAGCUGCCAUUUUUCAUAUAAAAGUUUAUUUUAAGGAAAAUAGAUUGGUUUAUAACAGUUACGAGAAUGGUAAAUGGGGUAAAGAAGAAAAAUCAUCUAAUCCAUUCAAAAAGGGCGAUAAUUUUGAUCUUCGUAUACGAAUUCACGAGGAUAAAUUGGAAAUUUUUGGUAAUCAAAAAGAGCUUCAUAUUUAUAAAGCUCGUAUAAAUGUCAGUUCGGUUGAAUAUUUAACCAUUCGAGGAAAUAUCUCUUUGAAAGGUGUACAUUGGGGUGGUCGAUAUUAUACUUUACCAUUUGAAACACAAUUUCCGGGUGGUCAUCUAAAAGCUGACGAACGAAUUUACGUGUAUGGUAUUCCGAAAGGUGAACGUUUCGAGAUUGACUUUGUAUCAAGAAAUGGUGAUAUUCUAUUUCACUUCAAUCCACGGUUUAAGGAAAAGCAGGUAAUACGCAAUGCACAAAUUGGUAACAUUUGGGGACAGGAAGAACGUGAAGGAAUAUUUCCAUUUAAGAAGGAUAUUGGUACCGACAUUAUCUUGCAUAAUGCACCUUAUUCCAUUCAGAUAUUUAUUGAUGGUAAACGUUAUGGUACGUUUGCUCAUCGUACAAUAAAACCUGAUGAAGACUAUAUGGCUCUUCGAAUAGCUGGAGAUUUUGAGUUAACAGGAAUGGAAUUCACGAUAUAA